Molecule: messenger RNA, 5013 nt
Organism: Bathycoccus prasinos
Lineage: Eukaryota; Viridiplantae; Chlorophyta; Mamiellophyceae; Mamiellales; Bathycoccaceae
Product: DNA polymerase alpha catalytic subunit
Exons: 2
Coding region: 1-5013 (1670 amino acids)
Biological process (GO): DNA replication; lagging strand elongation; leading strand elongation
Cellular component (GO): alpha DNA polymerase:primase complex
Molecular function (GO): single-stranded DNA binding; DNA replication origin binding; DNA-directed DNA polymerase activity
Source: RefSeq, a predicted model, not a curated record
AUGUCGUCGCGUCCGUCGCGUCGAAACGCGUCCAAAACCGAUCAGGCGAAACAAAAGUUGGAACAGCUGAAACAGCUGAAAGAAACGAAAGGGAAGAAGCGGUUGGACGACAUCGACGGCGACGAAGACGUCGCGAACGUGUACGAUGAGUAUUCUUUUUGCUUCUACGAAACGCUCACCUUUUUUGUCUCGGCCGUCGUCGUGGUCACGAUCAUCAUCAUAUUUAUUUAUCAGGUCACGGAGGAAGAGUACGCGAAACUCGUCGCGAAGCGACGGAAGGAAAACGCAAACUUUGUGGUCGGCGCGGAAGAGAACGACGAGUACGUCGAUAUGGGGGAGGAGGAAGAUUGGACGCGAGAGAAUCCGGCGUACAGAGACGACGAGGGCGACGACGAGGACGGUAGGAAUAAUGCCAAUGCUAGCAUGGACGCGGAAGACGAGGAUGGAGGAGCAGCGAAUGGGAAUACAAAGUCAAAGAAGGAGCUCGCGAAGGAGAAGAAGCGCAAACAGUUGGAGAAGGAAAAGUUGAAAGCGAGCAAAGGCGUUGGUUUAGCCGGGUUAAAAAUGGAUAUGAAGAAGCGAAAAGCAGAGUUGGAGCAGAAGGAAGCGGAAGCGGCAGACGCAGAUGCACUUUUGGAGGAUAUUUUAGCCGGCGUUGAUCAAGCCGACGAUGACAUGUUGGGAGACGCCGGAGUGAAGCCGGCGUUAAAGAAAUCCAAAAAGAAGAAAGCGAAAAAAGCCAAGAUUGCGGUCGAAGAGAUGGACGCGAAAGCAAAGAAAAAAGCGGCGUUUGCAAAGAAGAAGGGCGUCGCGUUUCCGGACGAACCACCUUUGAAUGACGAGGAUGAUGAUGCCGUGAAGCCGAUGGAUGAUCACGACGAUGAUAUGGGUGCUCCCGCUGCGGUUGCGGACGACGACGACGACGUCGUCGUCGACGGGACGGUCGCGCCGCCAGAUGUUAACAUGGACGACGAUAAUGACGACAAAGAGGUUGAAGACGUUGAUGUGAAGAAAAUGACGACGGCGAAGCAGGCGCUUCCAACGGAAAAUAAAGGCGCUGGUGCCGCGAUUGCUUACGGAGAUUACGACUCCGAAGAUGAUGAAGAAGACGCCGAGCUAGCCUUGCGCGAAAAGCUCGCCGCUGAAUGGAAACCCGAUUCUGGGCUUCCCGUGGACGAUUUUGAUAAAACGUUGCCGUUUUACUUUUUGGACGCGCAAGAAGAUAUUGGUUCCCCAGGUACCGUCUUCUUGUUUGGUAAAGUGCCAACGCGCAGAGACCCGCAAACGAACGUCUUGGAUCCUUCUUUGGGCACCGUCUCGUCUUGCGCCGUCGUUAAUAACAUGCAAAGAUGCGUCUUUGUCGUCCCUAGACUUGAGUUUACGCCGCAAUCGUUGGACGAAAGCAACGAGCUCAAGACGCUGGAGGAGAAAGCGAACGCGAAAGAUGCGUCCAAAGCCGACAAAGUCGCUCUCUUGAAAUGGUUGCAAGUGAAAACGAAACCAGUCAAGGACGAAUUGAAGAAAAUCAUGAGCGAAAGAGGCGUCGAUCAGUACACGAUGAAACCAGUCUAUCGUAAGUAUUGCUUCGAAAGAAACGAUAUUCCAAGCGGCGGUCAGUAUGUGAUCAAGCUGAAGUAUUCGUACUUGAACUCCGCGUUACCGUCGGAUAUCAAAGGCGAGACUUUCUGCGGCGCCUUGGGCACGCAAACGAACGCGUUGGAACACCUGCUUGUGAAAUCGAAAAUCAUGGGUCCCUCUUGGUUGGCUUUACACAACGCCGAGAUUGUUCCGCAAGCAACUUUGAAGGACAAAGAAGCCAUGAAGUCAUGGUGUAAGCUUGAAGUUAAUUUGCAGAACGGACAUAAGUCUGUCCGAAACCCGACGGUGGAGGCUAUCGAGGCGCUCGGCCUCGGCGGCCAGCAGCGCGAUCCGCCGACGGUGAUUGUCGCCGCGUUGAAAUUGCAAACGGUCGUCAAUCAUAAAACGAACGCAAACGAGAUUUGCUCCGCGUCCGUCGUGUAUUUGCAAGACGUGCGAGUGGAUGUCGGUACGGAUUGCCGCGCGAAAGUGACAGAUAUGCCGUGCGAAUGGGAAAAGAAAGCGAGACACUUUUCGCUGGUGCGCAAACUCUCUGGCGGUAACUGGCCGUCGGGCUGGGAGCAACACGUUGCGAACGAAAACAAGACGAACAAUGUCGCCAAACGUACAAAGUCGAUCGUCCUUUCCGCGCAAGCAGACGAGCGAGGGUUGUUGUCCAUUCUGCUGGCUCGACUAUCGCAAAUCGAUGCUGAUGUUAUUUGCGGACACAACGUCGCCGGUUUCGAUGUGGACGUGUUGUUGAACAGGUUGAGAGAAAACAAAGUCGCGCACUGGUCCAGAAUCGGUCGAUUAAAACGCACGAGAUUUCCAAAUUUAUCCGGUGGGAACCAAGGCUCUUUUGGCGGUGGCGCGAGCAUUGGUGCGCUCUCGUGCAUGUCCGGACGCUUGUUAGCGGACACGUACCUCUCGGCACGCGAUUUGUUGAAGGAAGUUUCAUACACUUUGACCAAUUUGAUGAAAACGCAAUUCGACGAAAAUAGAGCUGAAAUUCCGCAUCAAGACGUUCCAUUACAGUUCAACUCUACGCAAACGUUGUGGCAGUUGACCAAGAACUCGCAAACGGAUGCGUUUUAUUCGUUAUGGUUGAUGUUGCACUUGCAAGCGCUGCCGUUGACGAGACAGUUGUCGAACAUUGCCGGAAACACGUGGUCGAAGACGUUAGGACACACGCGCGCCCAACGCGUCGAGUUCUUGUUUUUGCAUGAGUUCCACAAGCGUAAAUACAUGGUUCCGGAUCGUUUGUCGGCCAAGGAAAAGAGACGCGUUCAAGCUGCCGAGGCGAAGAAUGGCAAUGGCGAUAAAGAUGUGGACGAUAAAAAAGGUCCGCAAUACUCUGGUGGUUUAGUUCUUGAACCGAAGAAAGGUUUGUACGAUAAGUACGUCUUGAUGUUGGAUUUCAACUCGUUGUAUCCGUCUAUCAUCCAAGAGUACGAUAUUUGUUUUACGACUGUCAAGAGAGGUAAAGACAUGGCCGGUUUAGCCCCAGAGCUUCCUCCGCCGGUUCUCGGAAAACCGGGCGGAGAAAACGCCGCCGUUCUUCCGCAAGUCAUUUGCAAGUUGGUUCAACACAGAAGAGCGGUAAAAGAACUCUUGAAAAAAGAAACGAAUGAUGUCAUAAAAGCGCAAUUAGAUAUUCGGCAGCUGGCUUUGAAACUUACCGCGAACAGUAUGUACGGUUGUUUGGGUUUCAGCGCGUCUCGCUUUUACGCCAAACCGCUCGCCGAGUUGAUCACCGGUCAAGGUCGUGAAAUUUUACAAUCCACCGUAGAUUUGGCGCAAAACUUAUCCUACGAUGUCAUCUAUGGCGAUACUGAUUCUAUCAUGAUCAACACGAACAAAGAUAACUUGGCAGAAGUGCACAAAGUUGGGCAAGAGGUCAAACGAGAAGUUAACAAACGCUACAAACUUCUCGAGAUUGAAAUGGAUGGAUGUUAUCGCUCGAUGCUUUUGUUGAAGAAGAAAAAAUACGCCGCAGUUGUCGUUGAACCAUCCAUGCACGAGGGCAAAACGAUAUACGUGGAGCGCGUUGAGAAGAAAGGCUUAGAUACCGUUCGUAGAGAUUGGUGUAAGCUCGCGAAAGAUGUCGGGGAUACGUGCUUAGAUGAAAUUUUUAAGAAACGCGCGGUUGAAGACACGGUAGAGAAAAUCCACGACGCGUUGAGAGAGGCGAGAACGAAAAUGGUGAACAACCAAGUCAACUUAGAAUCUUACAUCGUGACGAAACAAUUGACAAAAUCACCGAGAGAUUACCCGGACGCGAAUUCGCAGCCGCACGUUAAGGUUGCCUUGCGUCGCAUCGAGCAAGGUAAACAAGACGGCGUCAACGCGGGCGAGACCGUGCCGUACAUCAUCUGUUGCGAGGUGAAACCAGAAGACGAGAAGGACAUGACGAACGACGCCAUUGCUAAUGGACACGCGUCGUCAAAGUCUGGAGGCAAAGGAUUAGCCGAGCGCGCGUUUCAUCCGGAAGAAUUGCAAGAGAAUCCAAACUUGAGAGUCGAUUUGCACUACUACUUGACGCAACAGUUGCACCCGGUUAUUUCUCGUUUGUGCGCUCCAAUCGAAGGUACGGAUGCCGCGCGAUUGGCGGAUUGUUUAGGCUUGGACGCUUCCAAAUUUGCCGCGAGAAAUGUCGGAGCCGACGAUGACGACAUGAACGCGAACCGAUACGCGGCGUGCUCGUUAGAUGACGACGCGAUGUAUGAAAAGUGCGAACCGUUGAAGUUGUUUGCGAGCGACGGCAAGACGGAGUUUACGUUUCCGGGCGUCCGAGACAUUCUUCUCGGUAAAAUUUCCUGCGCUGACGCGUUGAAACCGCCGAGUGCUAGAGGUGUCGUCAGUGCCACUGAGGAUAAAGAAAAUGCCACCACCACUUCUGUGAAAACACCGCAACCGAAAACGCCGGGAUCUGGAACGGCCGCGACGACGCCGGAUGCCGCGACGACGCAAAAGAGUAAAACGGACGCUUCGGCAACAACAACAAUUCAACCGCUUUCCGCCGCUGCUUUUACGAAUCAAGUCACCUUACAAGUACGCAAAACGAUCCAAAAGUAUUACGCACAAAAGUUGCGUUCCGACGAUGAAUUGUACCCGUGCGAAACCAGAGACAUCACGUUGAAAGCGGUGGGAGACGUCGAAGUCGGCACGAAACCGUUGAAUACCAUUUGCUCUGGCGUCAUGAAAAAAUCGUUCGAAGAGAGAGAGUUGUACACGCAGCUCGUCCAUUUCAAACGUUUGUUGAGCAGAAAAGACGCGUUGGGUAGAAUUAAAGACCAAAGUAUUCGUGGCACUUGCGAAAAGAACAUCACGAAGGAAAUGAGAACGGCUUUGGAUUUGGCGAAGGACGAAGUCGAGGAAGUGUUGAAUUUGAGCGCGUACAGAUGGGUCAACUUGAGCACUCUGUUCGGCUUCUAA